GUCGCCGCUGCCGCCUCCACGUCACCACUGCUGCCUCCUCAUCGCCGUUGUCGCCUCCGAGUCGCGUUCCCAUUUACGCUCUCACCCUCUCAUCGUCACCAAAAACCAAAUCAAAACCCUAACCCUUGUUUCUCUUUCACUUGUCGUCGAGCUGCAGUCCUACUCCUCUCUCUCUCCCCUCUCUCAUCGCCCAGCCCCCACCUUCAACCGCCAUCUCCUUGGGAAAUUCGGGGCCGAAGGAGUGACUGAGGGGUCAGAAGAAGAAAGCGGCGAGGUACGUGUUGGAUCCCAUCCCAUCGAGGCGUCGCAGCGGAGCCUGCGAUCCAUGUAUCUCUUGAUGAAUAUUGAGGUGCAUGCAGACCAUUUCUAAAUUUCCAUAGGCCUUUUUUCUUGGGGUUUAUCAUGUUUUAUGCAUGGCGUCAACAAUUCUCUUGCACCUGCAGAAUUUUUGGCCGUUUUCCAUUCUCAAGUCUGAUGAUUUGAAACUCUCAAAUCAACUGGUUGGUAAGCUUUCAAUCCCAGAGCAGACUAAGCAGUUUGUUUUCGCUGUUCGUGAGCCUGAUUCAAAUGUAGUAGUUUAUAUUUUGGCUGCACAAAACCUCUCCGAGCAGUCUGCUAUUGAUGCUGGAUACCUGAUCAAAGAAAUUCAGCCUAAAGCAGUUGUGGUUCAGGUUGCCUCAUCAGCCUUGGAUGAAAUACAACUUGAGGAGAAGAAUUUGAAAGAUGAUCAAGUAAACAAUAUACCGACCUCAUCAUUUGGCGUUCUCAGAAGAUGUCUAACCGAUAAGAUCAACAAAGAUCAGUAUGAUAAAUUUGCGGGAUGCCAAGUUUUGCAAGAAAUUUUUGGGAUUGGAUUGUAUGGUCAUUUCUUUGCUGCUAAACGAGCAUCAGAGGAGGUUGGGUCCCGAUUCUUGCUACUUGAAUCACCUUAUGAGAGUGCUAACACUGCAGAAUCUCCAGGCACCAUUGGAACUGGUGAUAUAAGCUCAGCGUUAAAUUUACAGCCAGCACGCUUUCUCCCUAGAAGUGUGAAACCUUCUGUUUCAAGCUCUCACAGGUUUUUCCUCACUGAUGCGCUUCAGUCCCAAAUGGUAAAGGUAUUGACUCCCUCUCUCAAGUUAUCGCUUCAAGAUGUAGAAGCCAAGAAAUCUGAAAGCGAAUCAAUACACAGCACAUAUGAGGCUCCUCAGCCAUUUGCACAAUCUGUUUAUCCUUUACUGGCUGAUCUCCAUGACAUAUUUAAUGAGCUUCCAGCAAUCAGGAAAGCCUUUGUUUCUGCUCAAGAAAUGCUUGCCAGUAUCAACCUAGGAAAACCAGUGGGUGCUCAACUUCUAUCUGAAGUUCACAACUUUCGGAUUGCAAUCGAAGGUCUAAGAAUAGCUUUGAAUAAUGCAGCUCACUGUCCCAUAAACAAAGUGGAGAGUGGGAAGUCAGAAAGCAAGGUGGAGUUUUCCGAACUCUCUCCUGAUGAGAAAUGCCAUGUUCUCUUUGCACAAGCCCUUAGGAGCCAAGCAAGCAAAUUUGGAGGACCAAUUGUGGCAAUAGUUGAUGCUGCUAGAUUAGCUGAUCUCAGGAAGCACUGGACAACUGCAGUGCCUUCAGAGAUCGCAGAUUUAGCUGGUAAAUGUUUGACUCGUAAUUACUCCAAUGAAAAUGUUGAUGACUAUGACGAUGACGAUGACGAUGAUAUUGUGAAGGAACAACACACUGGAAAAAAGAGGCUAUUAUCAGACAAACCCAUGGUUGCAGUCGGUGCAGGAGCAACUGCAGUUAUUGGAGCUACUUCUUUAUCAAAAGCUGUUCCAGCUUCUACUGUCGUCAAGAUCACAACCUAUAAAGUUCCAGCUAUCUUAAAGUUCAGUUUAGCAAGCCUAAAAAGGCAAACUUAUAUGGGUCUAAGUAAAAUUCUCGGUCCAUCAAAACUUUUAGCUCCUGGAGUAGCGAGCGGAGGAACCAAAACCUCUGCUACCUUGAAGUUCACAGCAUCAGGUGAGAAGAUUCGCGCGGUCGCUCACAGUAUGAUAGCCUCAGCCGAGAGGACUAGCUUGCUAGCAAUCAGGACAUCAUUCUAUGAAAUAAUGAGACGUCGCCAUAUCGGAACAUUUAGGGUUAAACCUUGGGCUACUUUUGGAUGCAGUGUGGCUACUUGCUCAGGGCUUCUUAUGUAUGGAGAUAGGAUUGAAUGUGUUGCUGAGUCUGUUCCUUGGGUUCCUACAAUUGCUAGUAUGGGCCGAGGACUCCAGAGCUUGCAGCAAGCUUCUCAGGAAGUGAAGGAGACGAGUAGCGUAAAAAUAAAAGAGGCUUUACAGUCACUGAUGUAUAAUUUGAAGAAAAAAUAAAAUUCAAAUUUAGUAGUAUAGUUACUCUGGUGAGUUUUCUAGUUAGGAGGAUAUACACUUCCAGAUUUUGAAGGUUGAGCUCAUAUUGUGGGGCACAUACAUGACUUUAUUUUGUUUGCUGACUUUCUGUAUUCUUGAUUGAGGUUUGGCUUAGGGGUAAAUAAAGGGGGGUGUAUAUUGAUGUGGUUGAAUAUGAGGUGUGAAUAAUACCUAAAUAGGGAGUAUUGCAUGUUCAUGUAAAUUAUGUUGAUGCAUUUGCUUGUAUAUAUGAGUAAACAAUACGACUUUGAACUGCGUCAACUAUCAAUAAGUAAUUGAUAUGCCUCAAUUUUUGGCUC
This is a messenger RNA of Asparagus officinalis (garden asparagus), 2677 nucleotides long. RefSeq lists its product as uncharacterized. The transcript is spliced from 3 exons. NCBI's taxonomy places the organism in Eukaryota, Viridiplantae, Streptophyta, Magnoliopsida, Asparagales, Asparagaceae. The record is from RefSeq and is a predicted model, not a curated record. Bases 414 to 2339 code for a protein of 641 amino acids.